Molecule: messenger RNA, 1626 nt
Organism: Pestalotiopsis fici W106-1
Lineage: Eukaryota; Fungi; Ascomycota; Sordariomycetes; Amphisphaeriales; Sporocadaceae
Exons: 2
Coding region: 1-1626 (541 amino acids)
Biological process (GO): aldehyde metabolic process
Cellular component (GO): cytoplasm
Molecular function (GO): aldehyde dehydrogenase (NAD+) activity
Source: RefSeq, a predicted model, not a curated record
AUGGCGCACAAGACCACUCACAAUAUCAAGCUUGCGCCUUUCGAGGACACGCCUCUGGAGCAGAUUCCACAGUUUGCUUCAACUCUGCGCAGUACCUUUAGAUCGCAGAAGACCAAGGAUGUCGAAUACCGUCUGGUCCAGCUGCGCAAGCUCUACUGGGGUCUUACCGACUUGACUCCCAAGCUCCUCGAGGCUUUGAAGCAGGAUCUCAACAAGCCCGAACAUGAUUCCCAAAUAUCAGAGGUCGGCUGGGCCAUUCAAGACACCAUGUUUGCCAUCAAGAAUCUCAAAAAGUGGGCUCAGGACGAAACAAACGUCGACGUCCCUUUCCACAUGAAGAUCAUCAAGCCUAGAAUUCACAAGGAGCCCCUGGGCGCUGUUUUGAUUAUCGGCACCUACAACUUCCCUGUCAACUUGACCGUCUGCCCCCUCAUUGGUGCCAUCGCUGCUGGCUGUCCCGCCGUUGUCAAGCCUUCCGAGGGUGCUCCGGCCACGGCUGUUGUCCUUCAGGAGCUCAUUGAAACCUAUUUGGAUCCCGCCGCCUACAAGGUCGUCAAUGGCGGCGUGCCCGAAACUACCGCUCUUCUCAACGAGAAGUGGGCCAAGAUCUUCUACACUGGCGGUGUCAAUGUAGCCAAGAUCAUCUCCAAAAAGGCGGCCGAGACCUUGACUCCCGUGGUUCUGGAGCUUGGCGGCAAGAACCCAGCUUUCAUCUCCAAAUACGCUGACCUCACUCUUGCUGCCCGCCGGUUGCUCUGGGGCAAGGUGCAGAACGCGGGACAAAUCUGCAUGUCAGCCAACUACAUCCACAUUGAUCGCGAGGUCUUGGACGACUUCAUCAGAGUCCUGACCGCCGUCCACAAUGAAUUCUUCCCCAACGGUGCUCAGGCCAGCCCUGACUUUGCCCGAAUCAUCAACCACCAGCAUUUCGAUCGUAUCAAGGGCAUGCUCGACAACACCAAGGGCAAGAUUGUCUUGGGAGGCCAGACUGACAGAGAAGAUCUCUUCAUUGCGCCUACCAUGGUCCUUGUUGACUCCAUCAAUGACUCCAUGGUCCAAGAGGAAUCGUUUGGUCCAAUCUGGGCCAUUCUGCCAUACGACUCUGUAGAUAGCGCCAUCGAUAUUGUGAACGAGGUUGACCCUACACCAUUGUCACUCCAGACAUUUGGCAAGUUUGAAGAGAACAACAAGAUUCUGAACAGCGUCACGUCUGGCGGAGCCUCAUUCAACGACGCCUACAUGCACGGUGCCGUUCCCACACUGCCGUUCGGCGGUGUAGGCACAUCCGGCCAGGGUGCAUACCGCGGCAAGAACUCGUUCGACACUUUUACUCACUUCCGUACCGUCACCGAGACCCCCGGCUGGGCAGACAAGCUCAUGGCCGUGCGCUACCCGCCAUAUGUCCCCGCGGAGCUCGCGCAGUACCUCUGGCUGAACGGUUCCAAGCCCGACUUUGACCGCAACGGCAAGCAGAUCACUGGCAUCGGAUACUACUUGUGGCUGGUCUUUGGACUCGGUGGCCCCUCGGCCAAAGGUGCGUUGUUCCGGUGGUUGCUGGUCUUGACGGGCGGCUACGUUUAUGUGAAGAGGCUGAAUCUGAGACGUUUGUUGCUAGGCUCUAACUGA